UACAUGUAGGUGCUGAAUGAAGCAGUAGGAGCCCUUCUCUAUCACACAAUUACGUUGACAAGAGAAGAUCUAGAGAAGUUCAAAGCUCUGCGUAUCAUCGUAAGGAUCGGCUCUGGAUAUGACAACGUCGACAUCAAAGCUGCAGGAGAUAUGGGUGUUGCAGUAUGUAAUGUCCCAGGGUACGGCGUGGAGGAAGCAGCCGACUCAACGCUAUGUAUGAUCUUGAACCUGUACAGACGAACCCAUUGGAUGGCUGAGAUGGUGAAGCAGGGCAAGAAGAUAUCGGGAGCUGAGCAGAUCAGAGACGCUGGCGUAGGAGCUACAAGAAUUCGCAACGAGACAUUAGGCAUUAUAGGAAUGGGUCGGGUUGGUACAGCAGUAGCGAUGAGAGCUAAAGCGUUUGGAUUCAACAUACUCUGUUAUGAUCCCUACCUUCAAGAUGGCAUGGAGAGAGCGUUUGGAUUAACCAGAGUAUACACACUACAGGAUCUGCUAUUCCAAAGUGACUGUGUGACACUUCAUUGUUCUCUUAACGAGCAUAAUCAUCAUUUAAUAAAUGAUUACACCAUCAAACAAAUGCGUCAAGGAGCCUUCCUAGUCAAUACAGCACGUGGUGGUCUUAUUGACGAAAACGCCCUUGCCCAAGCACUGAAAGAAGGUCGCAUCAGAGCAGCCGCACUCGACGUCCACGAAUCAGAGCCGUUCACAUUUACCUCAGGUCCUCUAAAGGAUGUACCUAAUCUGAUCUGCACUCCACAUUGUUCUUGGUUCAGCGAGCAGAGUAGUACAGAGGUACGUGAAAGCGCAGCCGGUGAGAUCAGACGGGCUAUCACGAGACCCGGCCCCGGAAAUCUACGCAAUUGUGUUAAUAAGGAAUAUUUGAUGUCAUCGCCAUCCGGUGCACAAUGGUCAGAGCCUAAUAAUCCACCUGAACUCAAUGGAUCAGUUUAUCGCUAUGCAGCGCCCCCUGUUGUUGUACCUCAACCAGCUCCUCAACUGGUCGCAGAAAACCACUCCAUGCCAAUGAAUGUAGUGGCUACACCAGUGGUCACUAGUGGUCAUUCGGACACUAAGGCAGAGCCUGAACAAUGAAAACAUUGAGGAGUGGCUAUCGGACCCUUCCAGUCAAGAUGCCUCAGAGAUGAUAUCAUAGAGGCAUUUCUGUGGUCUUACCAAGUAACCAAACAAACUUGUGGAUUUGUCUUGUAUUCUGUGCCAAGGCAGUAUUUACAAUUUUAUGGAAAGAAAAAGAAAAUCCUUGUAGAAAAAAAAAGUAGAAACAAGUAGUCCGACACAUGCACUCCAUAGAGCAACUCAUUAGAAAUGAAGAAAAAGUCUUUGUACCUACCACCGAAACAAUCGCAUAUAGAGAUACUGCUGAAUAUAAAUAUUAGAUGAGCAGUACGUAGGAAAUAUUGUCUUGUUAUGUCAGAGUGAAAUGUGCGCACACCAACCCCUGUUCACCUGUUUGUAAUGUAUGUGCAUGUUUUAGUGGAAUUUGUGCCCAAAAUUUAUAUAUCUUCAAGAGGAAAAACAGAAUUUUAUGAAAGCAAAGCAAAUAUAUAUAUCAGAUCAGUGAAAUCUUGCGACUGGAUUGAUACACUGAAAGCUACUAAACCAGAGAAGGACGAGAGAAUGGACGAUAUUUGUACAAAGGAAAGUGGAUUUUCAUUUUGUACUUGGUGCACUGAUAUUAUGCAAAGGAAUGCAAGACAUGUCCGAGGCAUUAAUUUUGGUUUGAUCUCGAGUGUUACGUUCAACGUGCGUGUUCACCAUGCUUUAUUUUCUUCUUUGAGUUGGGAUACUGGCCAGUCAUCAAUCUUCAAUCAUCUGCUUCUUAAUUUCAGUAAAUUGAUUUCUGUAACAUUUUUAUGCACAUUAAUUCUUGAUUCUUUUGGAUAUGAUUUUGAUUACUGUGUACAAUGUUGGCUGCAUUUGGCAUUACAAAAUGCAGUUAGAUAUGUACAAAUAUUUGUUGACAUUGUGCAUCCUGAACACAUUGGAUCGCUUAUUGUUUGUAUGAAUUUGUAAGAUUGCUUGUUUUGAGUUUUCUAUUUUUUACAAAAAUGUUGAAAUACGACAGUGCUGGGUUACGACAUUUGAUCAUGUAAUGUUUGAUGUACUUAAUAAUAUGGUGGUUGCAGCCAGUUGCUACUGUGAGAAACUUCAAUUUUAUAUCUUUAUAAACCUUGGCUUGGGCUUUUCCUCGAACAUUUCCUUCUUCAUGAAAUCUGAAAUAUUCAGAUAAGGUUCUUGACACAAAAGUACCAAUGAAUGGCAUUAACUGUAACGUAAGAGGUUCAGUAUUGCAUUGGUUCCAUUAACAGCUGAACACUGAUUGUUUGAAAUGUGAAUGAAGGAUACGUGUACCAAUCCAGAUAACACUCUGGACAGACAGAUCAAUGGAUUCAGUGAGUCAAAUUCAUAAGUCAAAGUUUUUUAAAGUGUUAAAAUGAGUCAAAUAGUGAUAGCUGGUUUGAUCAUGGAGAAUUUGGAUCAUCAACGGUUAACACUCAUAUAUCGUGGGACCUGUAUCAUGAAAGCAAAAAAUCAGAUGCCCUAUUUCCUUCACAAAUCAACUCUAAGCCAAUCGAAUAUGAUGCUUAUAAGCUUGUAAACUCAUUGACAUGUUCCAUGAAACAGCAACCUGAUUAUUCAUUCAUAGAAAGCUAAGGAAAUAUUUAGAGUUUGAUGAAAAUAAAUAAUUCAUGUAGGUCAGGCGACUGUCACAUGAUCAAAUUUAACAAUGGGGAUCUUGGAUUCUAUCUCUUGCCAUGAUCAUGAUUGUAGCAAUUUCUUGGGAUUUAAAGAUCACCAGUCGCAUUCGCGUAAAUUUUGCCAUCAAUAGUUAUGCCAUGUUCAUGUAUAUCAUUAUCAUUGCACUGCCACUAUAUUGUUAUUUUUCAAUAUCAGUUGAUUUUUCUUUUAUCUCUCUUUUCAUUAUUUUUUAUUUUAUUUAUGUGUGUUUGUAUUCUUGCUUGGUAUGACCCUGAUAGUAAAUAUGAAUUAAUCAUUGUUACAAAAAAUUCCCAAAUCUUAUGAUCAAAGUGUCUAUUGAGGGAAAAGAGAUCUGUUGAUGUUUGUUCUUAAUCUGUGGUGAAAUUUUGGAUACAUUUUUUAUUCAUACAAACAGACAUCUGGGUGGUCAUUACAUUGGAUUCUGUAUGAACUCAUUUUGAAAUUGUUCCCACAACUUGAGUACCGGUACACUAAAUUUACAGUUUUUAGGAAAUAUCAAAGUGGUUGAAUUCUUUGUUAUAAUAUUUGUAUGGGCUUGUUGGGAUAUGAUGCAAUGACCCCCUCGACAUUUCUGUGUUUUAUGGUGCCACAAACCAACUCACUUCAAUCUGUCUAAUUUUGAAAGAGAUUUUUUACUGAAGAUACGCUUUCAAAUGUGCAGCAUCUUAUUUUGCAUUAAAUCUUGAAGAAUCUGAUUGGUCCACUAGAUUUCAAGAGCCAGGGUGACAAGAAACCCUAGUUCUGCAUCAUAUGGAGUAUACCAGAAGGAUAACAUUUUGCUGGGAUAAUAACAAGGCAGUGUGCAUGUGACCUUAUGUUUUGGGACAACUCAUAGACCUUCCAUCACUCCACAUUUCUUUUUCAUCCAAGUAGAAAGACAUUUGGUUGUAGUGAAAUAUGGGAUCAUGAUGCGGGGUACAAAAUAUGGGGUGUCCAGUAGAAAUAUGCUCUUUGUUUAAUUAUGUUUUGUUGUACUAAUCAAAUUGCACGUGUGUCUACUUCAUUUUUUUUUUAUCGAAAGUGAAUAGUCACCAUUUAUCCUGUUUGAAAAUGUUGAAGACCAAAUGGAAUUAUGAUGAAAUGAAGUUCACCCAAAUGCAAUUGGAAAAAUUUGAGAAUGAGUUGGGAUAAAAUGAUAUCAGACUAAAGAAAUGGCAAAGUGACCAAACUGCAAUGAGGAGUAUCCAACAGAAGUGAGGUCACCAUCAUGAAUAUGUUGAUGAAGAAACAACUUUUUAUGCAGAUUCUUAGGAAAAAUGCUUUGUGCUUAUAGUACAUGAGGUAUCCUGGCAUGUCUUCAAUAUUCUGUAAAUAUUGUUUAAGUUCAAGAAGAUUGUUUGAUGAAGAGCUGCAAUAAUAAGUGUAUAUUUUGUGAGGUUUGCACUCGCUUUUGUUGGAUACUGUAUGAAACAAAAUUAUUUUACUUGAAAAAACUUGAUUUUUUAAUUCAAUAUUUUUCUGGUGCUGUACUAUAUAAAUACCACCCAAAGAUACACACAGGAGGAAUGAAGGGAUUCUAUUGGUUUUUGGUUUAUAGAAUAAGCCUGUGACCUGAAUGAAUGUGAAUUGUGUUCCUACUUAUUGUAUUUUUAUUUUCAAUUUUAUUUGUCUUUUUUUGGUGUGAUUUGCUUAUUUUAUAUUAUGUUUCAUGCAAUCAAUAUCAUUUCAAUUUUUUUAAGCACUUGUUCAGCAUUUAGUUGCAUAAUGGUAUGUAUGAUAUGUGAUUAACACUCGCAAGCUAUGAGACUUGUCUCUGUGAAUGAUGCCUUAUUCAAUUCUACAAAGAAAGCUUUAGAUUUCAAUCUUUUGUAGAUUAGAAUUUUAAUUGCAAAUUAUUUGCACAAAAAAUGUGUAAGCAGUUGCUUGUUGCUCAUAUUGUAUACUUUGUAAAUUGACAAGUUUUUGUACUGAAAAUGUUAAGGAUAUUUGUCCCCACAAUGUGAAUAUGUGUUGGUUGAGGGUUAUAAGCUCUGCAUUUUGCAAAGUUUAUGGACACUUUCAAUUUUAAAUUUCACCCAUUAUUUGUUUUGAUAAAUCUUUGCAUCAUUCAGUGGAAGCAUAGAAUAACAACAUAUCAAAAUACUCUCAGGUAUCACUUUAGCAAAUCAUCUUUUGAAAAAAAUAUCUUCCAUUGGGUUAAAAACAAAUUAUACUUUUUCCAUAAUGUUUUAUGCGAGGCAUUUAAAUAAUUGAUUUCAAUGGAACAGUAAAGAAUCAACUUGAAGUUAAUCUAAAUUAUAUAAUGCCAAAAUUGAAAGCUUAUUUCACGUUUGAAUUAAGUUCUUGUAACCUUAUUUUAUUUAAUAUAAAAGUUUUUUUGUAUACUGAUUUUUACUUCAUUAUUCUGUUGUCAAUUUUUGAAUCGAGAUUGUAUUUUAUCAUUGAGUAUUCAAGUGUUAUACAUGUCAUUUUUCCUUGAGAGUUUUGUUGAUCUUUUUUUUAUGUAAACCCUCCUUAUUUUUGUAGCAUAAUUAUGUCCUCGCCUUCCCAUUCUCACUGGCACGUUUACAAUAAAACAGUUGAGUGUCGGCCAUGUUAAUA
This is a messenger RNA of Lytechinus pictus (painted urchin), 5280 nucleotides long. RefSeq names its product C-terminal-binding protein 1-like. The record is from RefSeq and is a predicted model, not a curated record. Gene Ontology annotation, biological process: regulation of transcription by RNA polymerase II. Gene Ontology annotation, cellular component: nucleus. NCBI's taxonomy places the organism in Eukaryota, Metazoa, Echinodermata, Echinoidea, Temnopleuroida, Toxopneustidae. The coding region runs from base 151 to 1092 and encodes 313 amino acids. Gene Ontology annotation, molecular function: DNA-binding transcription factor binding; NAD binding; transcription coactivator activity. The transcript is spliced from 4 exons.